This is a messenger RNA of Colletotrichum karsti, 780 nucleotides long. RefSeq lists its product as uncharacterized. Gene Ontology annotation, molecular function: protein binding. Bases 1 to 780 code for a protein of 259 amino acids. The transcript has a single exon. The record is from RefSeq and is a predicted model, not a curated record. NCBI's taxonomy places the organism in Eukaryota, Fungi, Ascomycota, Sordariomycetes, Glomerellales, Glomerellaceae.
AUGAAUAUACCCAACUCACCAACUUCCGGGCUCCUCCCCAGCAAGAAAACCACGUCAAUCAACGACCUCGCACCCGAGCUUCUUACGGAAAUCGGCCUCAUCCUCCCAUCCUACCACGCCCGCCAACUCUGUCUCUGCUCCCGGAAAUUCUCCAUCGCCGUCGGUUGGGCCCUCUAUCGCCGCGACGUUCUCAAAGGCCCGCACAUGCGCCACGAUAAAGGCGCCCAAGCCCUCUUCUGGGGCGCCAUCCAAGGGGUCCUCGAGACGGUGAAGAAAUCCGUGGCUCACGGGGCGGAUCCGAACGAGCCCAUGUUGUGGGCCAAUUACGGCAUACCAGACUUCAGGACGCCGCUGCAGAUCGCCACGCAGAACGGCCAUGCUACCGUGGUAUCCUACCUCCUCCAGGUCUGCGACGCCUCGCGGGAAGAGUUUCUCCUCAAUAACGACAACAUACUUUUCUACGCGCAGCGCCCCGACAUCAUGCGGCUUCUCCUCGAAGGCGGGUUCGAGGAGCUGGUGAACACCCGCGCCAUGCAGUGGCGCAUUGGCCGGACGCGACGGAGGUCGUUUCCAUUGCUCCACCAUCUCAACCUGCCCGUCCCGAAUGUCGAGGCCAUCAGGUUGCUACUCGAGCACGGCGCGAGUCCCUUUACCUGGGAUCCUAGCGGGUACUACCCAUGUGCGUGGCACAUGGCCAAGGUGACGCAUCAGAGGCAGGACUUGAUGGACCUGUUGAUUGAGUUCGGGUUCGAUGAGACGUCGCCCGAGCACAUGGGCUGA